AUGGAGCUUAGUUCAGGUGCUAUGGCUGUUGAUAUAACGGGAUGCAAAAACUCGAAGUUGCUUGGUUUCCAAGGUCAACCUCCUCAAAAGCUAAAGUUGAUUGUGGUGGUAUUGGAUAAUGAGCCGAUAGAUCCUCCUCUUGAGGGGUGGUCUAUAUGUAACAUUAGUGAAAAAUCGGUUAUCAUGAAUGAGGUCAUUUUAUCUAUGAGACCUAAUCUUUGUGCUCUCUUAUGGGAAAAUUUCCCUUUGUCUCUAGUUUGCGUAGCACUUUUUGAUUCUGUAUUGUUGCCUCCAGGACCUAAGGAUUCGGAGAUUCUUGCAUAUACUUCUGGAUCACAAACUCUAAAAACCAGCUCCGAUUACCAUGCCAUGCUGUUUGAACCCAGUCAAAAUAGAAUGCUUAUUGAAACUAGUUCAAGUUUGACAGUUGCACAAAUGCAGAAAUUCACAAUUCGAGAAAUAUCUCCUAACUGGGGUUAUGCCAGUGAGUUGACAAAGGUGAUUAUUGUUGGAUCGUUUCUCUGCAAUCCAUCGGAAUCUACAUGGGCAUGCAUGUUUGGGGAUACUGAAGUUCCUCUCCAGAUCAUUCAGGAAGGGGUCAUCUGUUGUGAAGCUCCUCCUCACCUUCCUGGAAAGGUGACUCUCUGCAUUACUACUGCAAAUCGGGAGUCUUGUAGUGAAAUUAGAGAAUUUGAAUAUAGAGAUAAAACUAGUAACUGUAGUUUUUGCAAUUUGUAUGAGAUGGAAGUGCCUAAAAGUCCAGAUGAGCUAUUGUUGCUUGUCAGAUUUGUGCAAAUGCUUCUAUCUGAUUCAGAGUCACAGAAAGGAGAGAGCAUGGAAUCAGGCAUUCAUUUAUCAAGGAAAUCGAAACCUAAUGAGGACUCAUGGAGUCAAGUCAUAGAGGCCCUUUUGUUUGGCAGUGGGUCUCCUUCUGGUACUAUUGAUUGGCUUCUGCAAGAACUUCUAAAAGACAAGUUGCACCAGUGGCUAUCUUCCAAAUCCCAGGAUGGACAUGAUCUGACUGGCUGUUCCUUAUCCAAGAAAGAGCAAGGUAUAAUUCACAUGGUUGCCGGUUUGGGCUUUGAGUGGGCCUUAAAUUCAAUUCUCAGUCAUAGCGUCAGCAUCAAUUUCCGUGACAUUAACGGAUGGACUGCUCUUCAUUGGGCUGCACGUUUUGGAAGGGAAAAAAUGGUUGCUGCGCUUCUAGCUUCUGGUGCAUCAGCUGGGGCCGUCACGGAUCCGAAUUCAAAAGAUCCAACUGGUAAAACACCAGCAUCCGUAGCAGCAUCAUGUGGGCACAAGGGACUUGCAGGUUAUCUUUCGGAAGUGGCAUUGACAAGCCAUCUUUCGUCUCUCAAACUAGAAGAAAGUGAACUUUCUAAAGGCUCUGCUGAGGUACAAGCAGAAAUAACAGUCAAUAGCAUAUCAAAGCGGAGCCUCGGUAAUUGUGGGGAUCAGCUUUCUCUCAAGGAUACUCUAGCUGCAGUACGGAAUGCAGCUCAGGCUGCUGCACGUAUACAAUCUGCAUUUCGUGCACAUUCCUUCAGAAGGCGACAACAAAGAGAAGCUGCUAUUUCUGAUGCUAGAAUAGACGGAUAUCUUCUUAAUUCGGAUGAUAUUAAAGGGCUUUCAGCCAUGUCGAAACUGGCUUUUGGGACUGCUCGUGAUAGCAAUUUAGCUGCUUUAUCUAUUCAGAAGAAAUAUCGAGGCUGGAAAGGUCGCAAAGAGUUUCUAGCACUACGUCAAAAAGUCGUGAAGAUACAGGCUCAUGUGCGAGGUUACCAGAUUAGGAAGUACUACAAGGUUAUUUGGGCAGUUGGAAUUUUAGAGAAAGUUGUACUUAGGUGGCGACGGAAAGGAGUUGGUUUGCGAGGAUACAGACAUGAAAUGGAAUCCAUCAAUGAAACUGAGGAUGAAGACAUUCUGAAGGUGUUCCGCAGGCAGAAAGUGGAUGUAGAACUUCAGGAGGCUGUCUCGCGUGUGCUGUCCAUGGUUGAUUCCGAAGAUGCACGUCAGCAAUAUCGCAGAAUGCUUGACAAGUACCACCAAGCCAAGGCUGAGCUUGAUGACACAGGUGAAGCAUUCCCAUCGAUUGCAGUAUCUGAUAUCGAAAAGAACAAUUACCAUGACUUUCUGUAGAAGGUACAUAAAAGCAAGCUAACUUGGUUAAACUCACAGCUAGAUGGCUUUCAGAUUUUAGUUUGUGCAUAAUGGUUUGCAUUACAGAUUAGCCAAUAGUGAUCUGAGUCAGAUUAGAGAAUAGUCAGAUAGAUUUAUAAAUAUAUGAAUGCGUUUUUGUAAUUGCUGUAAAUGAUAUAGAAUUAUAAAAUGUCGUUGCAGUAGGACGAUUUCCGUGUACA
Messenger RNA from Carica papaya (papaya), 2360 nucleotides. Lineage: Eukaryota; Viridiplantae; Streptophyta; Magnoliopsida; Brassicales; Caricaceae. The record is from RefSeq and is a predicted model, not a curated record.